AUGUCUGGUAAAAUUCCAUCAAGCACUCAAUUGCAGAGCUUUGAUGCCUCUGCAUAUGCUGGAAAUCAUGAACUUUGCGGGCUUCCACUUCCAAAUAAGUGCCCAGGAGAUGAAACAACUCUGGAACCUUCUGUCAAUAAAGAUGAUAUCAUUCAAGGAAAUGAGGAUAGGUUCAUAAACCGAGAAUUUUAUGUCAGCACAGGGAUAGGUUUUGGGGUUGGAUUUGAUGGUGUCUUUGGCACUUUAGUGCUCAAUCGUUCAUGGGAACAUGUCCUUUUCAACUUCUUGAACAACAUAAAAGAUUGGCUUCACGUGACAACAGCAGUGAAUAUGGCCAGAUUGAGGAGGUGGCUUCAAAGCUAA
Messenger RNA from Cornus florida, 363 nucleotides. RefSeq names its product receptor-like protein EIX2. The transcript has a single exon. Bases 1 to 363 code for a protein of 120 amino acids. The record is from RefSeq and is a predicted model, not a curated record. NCBI's taxonomy places the organism in Eukaryota, Viridiplantae, Streptophyta, Magnoliopsida, Cornales, Cornaceae.